Molecule: messenger RNA, 1797 nt
Organism: Oryza sativa Japonica Group (Japanese rice)
Lineage: Eukaryota; Viridiplantae; Streptophyta; Magnoliopsida; Poales; Poaceae
Product: pentatricopeptide repeat-containing protein At1g31790
Biological process (GO): RNA modification
Cellular component (GO): intracellular membrane-bounded organelle
Molecular function (GO): protein binding; RNA binding
Source: RefSeq, a predicted model, not a curated record
UACAGCAGGCGCUGGCAGCGCACGCGCAGGGGAUAAGCAAAAACAGCCACUGGCGCUGUGAGAAAAACAGCCCGUUUGUUUUGCAGCGGGCGUGCGCCCAUCACCAUUCCUGCCCCCGUUCGCGACACCAUCCAUGGCGCGUUUCUCCGUCGCCAAGCCGUUCGCCGCCACCGCCACCGCGGCUGCUCCGCGCCUCUCUCCCCGCCGCCGCCGCCGCCGUCUUCUCGCCGCUAACGCCACCACCGCCAGGGGAGCGCUGCCGCUGCCGGCCCUGCGGAAACCCACCAAACCACCACCGCCGCCGCCCCUGCACCCGCGUCCCAGUCUCCCCGUACCCACCACCUCCAGCGACGACGAUGGGGACAUAAGGAGGAAGCCGGCGACGGGCGCGACGGCUUCUCUGUGCUCGUCCGGCGCCGGCGACGUGCUCCGCCUGCUGGACGCGCUCCGCCUCCCGCCCGACGAGGACGUCUACGUCUCCCUCCUCAGAGACUGCGCCGACGCCGCCGAGGUCGCCUCCGUCCACGCGCACAUCGCCGGAAAAUUCGCCGUCUCUGGCCUCCCUUUGCCCCUCGCCAACCGGCUGGUGCUUGCAUACGCGGCGUGCGGGGACAUCGGGGCUGCGCGCCAGGUGUUCGAUGAAAUGCCAGUCAAGAAUGGCAUCACCUGGGCGACCAUGGUCUCGGCCUACUCCGAUGGUUGCUUCCAUCAUGACGCGUUACAGCUAUUCGUGCAGAUGUGUCACCAAGUGCGGGGGAUCACCGGUGAUCACUACACCCAUGCCAUUGUGGCGGUGCUGCGUUCGUGUGCUCGGGUGAACGAGCUUCAGUUCGGUGAGCAGGUACAUGCUUUUGUUGUCAAGAAAAAUGGAGUCUGUGGCGAUGUUGGUAGCUCGCUAUUACAGCUGUACUGCGACAGUGGGCAGCUCAGCAGCGCACGGCAUGUGCUUGAGAUGAUGAGGUUCUCAUGCCAAGAACCAGUUCCUGAGGCGGCCUGGACCAGCUUGAUCACCGCAUACCAUCGUGACGGCAUUCUUGACGAUGCCAUUGAUGUCUUCAGGGGCAUGGCUUCCUCGGGCAUUGCCAGGAGCAGCUUCUCUCUGUCAAGCAUCCUUGCGGUCUGUGCAGAGGCGAAGAACAAAGGAUGCUAUGGCCAGCAGGUGCAUGCUGAUGCCAUCAAGCGUGGCCUGGACAUGAACCAGUUCGUCGGGUCAGGGUUGCUUCAUAUGUACGCGAAGGAAGGGCAGCUUGCAGAUGCAGCCAGGGCAUUUGAGGCUAUUGAUGGCAAACCCGACGCAGUGUGCUGGAACGCCAUGGCCAUGGCAUAUGCUCGCGGUGGAAUGUACAGAGAGGCCACCAGGGUGGUGUAUCAGAUGAAAGCUGCUGGAAUGAAUCCUUCGAAACUGACGAUGAAUGAGGUUAAGCUGGCCUGCUUCAGAUGAGAUACUGAAGAAUGAUUUCCUUGUUUUUGUACUGUAUGAUCUGUGUAGAAAGGAAGUAAUUUAGAGACUUAGAGUUGUGCCCAGAUCUUUUUAGAAGAUGUUAACAGCCAGUAAUGGUAUCCAGAAGUGCCCUUCUACUUCACUUAGUCAGCUUGGAGUGUUAGUGUGAGAAUAUAAUGUAGCAUCUGGAGGUGUUCUUUUUCGCCUAACAAUGUCUCCAAAUAUGUACUCUUUUAUAGAUUGUGCUGGAUAGCUACAAUAUAGCGCUUCCAAACUUGUUUAGGAAAAAGUAAGGAUCAUCUCCAAAGAUGAAAUGGUCCGUCUCCAAAAAUGAAUUAUCUGCCUGUUUGAGACAA